Molecule: messenger RNA, 3297 nt
Organism: Zalophus californianus (California sea lion)
Lineage: Eukaryota; Metazoa; Chordata; Mammalia; Carnivora; Otariidae
Gene: CCND1
Product: cyclin D1
Exons: 5
Coding region: 232-1119 (295 amino acids)
Biological process (GO): positive regulation of G1/S transition of mitotic cell cycle; mitotic cell cycle phase transition; regulation of cyclin-dependent protein serine/threonine kinase activity
Cellular component (GO): cyclin-dependent protein kinase holoenzyme complex; cytoplasm; nucleus
Molecular function (GO): cyclin-dependent protein serine/threonine kinase regulator activity
Source: RefSeq, a predicted model, not a curated record
UCUGCUUAACAACAGUAACGUCACACGGACUACAGGGGAGUUUUGUUGGAAGUUGCAAAGUCCUGGAGCCUCCAGAGGGCUGUCGGCGCAGUAGCAGCGAGCAGCAGCGUCCGCGCGCUCCGGCGAGGGGCAGACGAGCUCGAGGGAGCGCGGGGUAGCGGGAGCUAGAGCCGAGCGCGCACCGACCCGGGACCCGCCGCCGUCCCCAGGCCGCUCAGUAGAGCCCCAGCCAUGGCACACCAACUCUUAUGCUGCGAGGUGGAGACCAUCCGCCGGGCGUACCCCGAUGCCAACCUCCUCAACGACCGGGUGCUGCGGGCCAUGCUCAAGGCGGAGGAGACCUGCGCACCCUCCGUGUCCUACUUCAAGUGUGUGCAGAAGGAGAUCCUGCCGUCCAUGCGGAAGAUCGUGGCCACCUGGAUGCUGGAGGUCUGCGAGGAGCAGAAGUGCGAGGAGGAGGUCUUCCCGCUGGCCAUGAACUACCUGGACCGCUUCCUGUCGCUGGAGCCGGUGAAAAAGAGCCGCCUGCAGCUGCUGGGGGCCACCUGCAUGUUCGUGGCCUCGAAGAUGAAGGAGACCAUCCCCCUGACGGCCGAGAAGCUGUGCAUCUACACUGACAACUCCAUCCGGCCUGACGAGCUGCUGCAAAUGGAGCUGUUCCUGGUGAACAAACUUAAGUGGAACCUGGCCGCGAUGACCCCGCAUGAUUUCAUCGAGCACUUCCUCUCUAAGAUGCCUGUGGCGGAAGAGAACAGACAGAUCAUCCGCAAGCACGCACAGACCUUCGUCGCCCUCUGUGCCACAGACGUGAAGUUCAUUUCCAACCCGCCCUCCAUGGUGGCAGCUGGGAGCGUGGUGGCCGCCGUGCAAGGCCUGCACCUGGGGAGUUCCAGCAGCUUCCUGUCCUACCCCCGCCUCACUCGGUUCCUCUCCAAAGUGAUUAAGUGUGACGCGGACUGUCUCCGGGCGUGCCAGGAGCAGAUCGAAGCCCUGCUGGAGUCCAGCCUGCGCCAGGCCCAGCAGCAGAGCCUGGACCCCAAGGCGGCGGAGGAGGAGGAGGAGGAGGAGGAGGCCGACCUGGCCUGCACGCCCACCGAUGUGCGAGAUGUGAACAUUUGAGGGCGCGCGCAUGCGCGGGAGGGGCCGGCCCCAGGUGCUCCCCUGACAGGACCGUGUUCCUUGCCAGGACCGGUCACCACCAGAAGGGAAAGCUUUCCUUCUCCUUUACUGUCGGUUUGUUUCCUUUGCUCUUUCCUCCCUUCCGUCUCUGACUUAAGCAAAAGAAGAAAAACUGCCCUUAAAAAAAAAAAAAAAAAAAAAGGAGAGAAAAAAGAAAUAGUAUUUGCAUAACCCUGAGCUGGGGGGUGGGGGGAGGUUUGCUACAAAAAUAGAGGAUCUUAUACCCCAUAAUCAACUAGAUUGUAUAUGGAUGUGUUUGUGUCUCUGUGUUGUUAAGGAUAGGCAUUAACACAAGGAACGAGUCUGCAGGGGAGGAUUAGAUUGGAUUACGUGUUUAAAACAAAACGGAAAAAAAAAAAAGCAUAAAAACAUUUUAAAAACUAGAAAAAAGCCAACCAGCCAUUUUUGGAGUAGAAGAGGAUUUUUAGGUAGCAAACGCGCUCGUGUGCCGUCCCCGAGGAGCACGGCUUUAAGGUGGUCCUAGGUACCCUGCAUCUCGCUUGCUCGUGCAUGUAGUCACUUUAUCAGUCCUUUGCGCGUUUUAUUCUAUUCCGUAGAUAGGUGUGUAACCUCUUCACCUGUCCGUGGCUGAUGUAAGCUCAGUUAGCGUAGCAUAGAGCUCAGCGUGGUCGCAUGCUGGCCCUCUUUCCGCCCGCGGCCCGACCCGGAGCGGGUGGCCAGGGCCCCGGCUGGUGGCACAGUGGACACGGAAAACCAGCUCCGACUCCCGGCCCGCGCUGCUGGUAAAGAGAACCCGCCGUAGCGACGUAAUAUAUUCUAUUUUUAUAAUCUUCCUAUUUUUGUAGUUGCCUGUUGAUGAGAUGCUGGUUUUUCACCCCCACAGACCCGCAGCCUGCUCACAUCCAGGUGAAAUCCACAGCUCCUUUUUUUUUUCUUUUUUCCUUCUCAAUAUUCUAGAACCAUUCCAUUUCAAAGCACUUUCAAUCCAGUGGUUAUAGGGAAUCUCUCUUGUUUCUGUUGUGUGUGGAGGGCGGGUGGGGGGGCAGUUUCUUAAUGGAAUGGUUUGGGAAUAUUCACGUCCUUGUGUGCAGACAGGAUGGCGAGGCAAGUGCAUGUCACUUAAGGAGUUAGCGGAAGGGGAUGUUCUUGAAGGCGAGCUUCCGGUCAAGAAGUGCAUUCUUAGAUUGCCAGGAUGAUGCAUUCCUUUCUCUGUAGAGCAGUGGAAGUUCGGGAGUCCUUGGUGCCAACUGGUGUUUGAAAGCGUAGGGGGCCUUUAAAGGUUGACCUAGAGAACGCGUAGUUUAAGGGUUAGGAAGGUUUUUAAACACUAAAAUAUAUAAUUUAUAGUUAAGGCUAAAAAGAAUAUUUAUUGCAGAGGAUUGCAGAGGAUGUUCGUAAGGCCAGUAUGAUUUAUAAAGUAAUGCAAUCUCCCCUUGAUUUACACCCACCCACACCCACCCACACACAUACACACACACCCACAUACACACACACAUACCCACACACACACACACACACCUACACACACACACACACACACACCCCACACACACAUACACACACACACACACACAUUUUUUGCCUUUGAUGUUGCAGGUUUCAUACAGUUUGUCAAAGUUAGGUCCUUUUUCAUAGGAGAGAGGAAAAGAUCCUGAGGAACAACACAGAGAGCAUGGAUUUGGCUGAUUCAGCCCGUCUUGGUGGUGUUCCAAUGGGAACCCCAUCUGAGAGGCCUCGGAGUUCCACAGAAGGUUAGGGUGCCCAAAAACAAGUCCAGCCCCAACAUACUGUCCCCUUUUGAAAAAAUUUUAGCAACCAGUAGACAAUUUGCACAUCUUGGCUGUGUACCUUUUCGGAAUGACUACGUAGGGAGAGUCGAAGGCGGCGAGAGCACAGGGCUGGUGCUUGGCAGGGGACGCAGGGGGGCGUGUGGGCGUGCGGAGGGCCGACGGCGGGACCAAGCGGCGGGCAGGCUGCGGCUCAGUUUCCCGAUUCGCUGCUACCGAUGACUUCCCGGCACAGUUUGGAAACCGAUUCACAUUGCUUUUCUGUAUCUCUUUCACAUUGUUUUGCUGCUAUUGGAAGAUCAGUUUUUUUGUUUUUGUUUUACAAUGUCAUAUACUGCCAUGUUCUAGUUUUAAUUUUCUCAUAGAAAAA